UCAUAUAGAUCAGUUCUUAUCAGUAAAUUGAAAUCUCUAUUCGGGAUCCACCCCUCCGUAUGCUAAUUUUUCCUUCUACAAACUUGUUGAAUCUUAUUGAUAGUUGUAAGGGUGUUUGACGGAUUUGUUUUCAUUUUGUAAAGGAAUCAAGGUUUAUGGCAGUUUAAGGAUUUAUAGUUGUUGAUUUAAGAAAGGUAGUAAAGGUGGCUUAAAGGUCUCGUUACUAGGCCAUCAAUUUUAAAAAGAUAGUAAAGCGUUCAAUAAAGCUUAAUCGAAGCUCAAUCGAUUUUUCAUAGUGCCGGGGACUGGGCGUCUGGGAUUCAAGGCUCUUGGUACAUCGCAAUAUCUUCGGAAAUCAAAGCUGCUCGGCCAUCAGACGAUGAAAUAAAAGCUCAGUACUGAUCACAGGAGCAGUAAAAGAUGAUUGACUUAAAAGGCAAUAGUCUGCCUGAAAGGCAAAAAGAAUUGAACAAAAAGGUGAGAGAUGCCACUAAAAAGAAAAUAUCCUUUCAAAGUGUUCAAAGCACACAUGAAUCCACCGAUGUUGACAGACUGUUUAAAAUUGAUUUGGCUUCAAACUAUAAAAACAUUGAUUACAUCCUUGAUACCUUCAAAUGUGGUGAUCCACUGUAUAUUUCAAGAGCUUUAAAAUGUUCUUGGAUAUUUGAAGAUGAAUAUUCAAAUGUAAUCAACCCGGAGUACCUUCAUAAAGAAAUUUUUCCAUUCAUGUCUAUUAAGAUGAAGAGGAAACUGCUCAUAACAAUAUAUACUCAUCUUAAAACAGAACAGAGAAUUAUCGAUUUUUACAACUACUGCAUUGAAAAGAAAUUGACUAACAUUGCUUAUAAAUAUCUACUUAUUGCUCCCGAAACUUUUAAAGUGGAGAUUAUCAACAAAGGCUUAGAUUCAAAGAAUGUUAAUGAUGAAAUAGUGUUCUUAAAGAAUUUCCUUGGUGAUUCUUUCACUCUACUGGAAGCUUAUUCAAAAACUGAUAUUGGUGAAAGGAAAAUGUCAAGAUACUUGCUUGAUCUUCGCCACUUUUACUCUGUAUCAGAUACCAAAUACUUAGAUCUGGUUGAAAAGUAUGUCCGCAUUGAAUUCAGAAUGAAGUCUGAUGAAUUAGGAUUGAGGAUAUCCAAACAUAUUAUGAAGAAACACAAAGAUAGAGUAUUGAAGAAGCCAAAAUUGUAUUUAUCGAUUUUGAAUAAAUUGCAAGUUGUGAAACAUAGUCUGAUUGAAGAUGCGAAAACAUUUGCUGUUGCCUUGAUGCCAUCGUCCGCUUCUAACUUCUGGUUGGACAACUACAGAAGAACAAAUAAAUAUAUCCUAGAUGUAAUUCCAAAGCAAGAGAUAUUUCCUUUCAUGAAAAAAUUAUUUACUGAUGCUUAUCCUGGUGAGGAUUUUGAGACAUCCAUGCAUUUCUAUAAUUAUCGUUUCUAUGAUAUGUUUACUAAUGAAGAGAAAGAAAAAUGGGCUUUAAGCCAAAUUGAAAGUCAACAAGAAGUAUUGGGACAUGGUAAAGAUUUUAAAUGGUACCAGUUUGUCAGUUUUGAUUGUGCAUUGGAGGGUAUCAAGAAAUACAUAAUGAUAACUAUUGAUAAAGAGAAACGAGGUGAAAUGAUAAACAUCUUGGUGGAAUCUGCUAAAAAUCAGAAAGACUUAGAGAAGUUAUUCAAAUAUUAUUAUGAGAGGCAUGUGAAUGAAAGUUCAUCCAAUAAAGAACAUUUUAUGAAAACAGUAAUCAUCAACCACAAUGUUUUCGAAUUCGAUGACGAAUGUUGGAAUGGAUUCAAUAAAAUUCUCUACAGUAUGCAUAUAUACAGUAACUCUGGUUUCUUCUUUAUGACGGACUUCAGAUUAAUUGUGGUCAUUUACAACAUAGUCCAUGGCAAAGAAAUACCCGAGCAAUUCAGAGAAGUUUUUAACUCGGAGUUCAAUUAUCUUUAUAUAGAUAAACUAUCAACGGAGAAACGCGUCAUAUUGUACGAGUACGUAAUCAAUUUGUACACGAUGAAAAUAAGCGAGUUUGAGGGAAAGAGUUAUGAAGGUGAAGUGAAAACUACUAUUCGACGGUACAUCUCGUUCGUUCUACGCGUUAUGGAAAUAUUUGAUAAAGGAAAAGAGGAUUUUCCCGAUGUUAUAAUGAGAUACAUCAAAUUGGAUUGGGAGAACUUUAAAAACCAUCACAUUUUGAAAGAGAAGGUAGUUAUCAAAGUUAUAGAAGAAAAUGAUUUAAUCCGUCAGUUAAAGAAAGACGCAACACAACUAAUGGACAAGUUUCCAAUUCUAACGAAAAGUAUCCAGAAUUCUUAUUCAUUUAGGUUAAAUCAAUUAAUGAGAAAAUUGAAAAUAUAUUUUGCCAAAGAUGUCGCCAAGGAAUAUCUCAAGUUCUUCCAUGACAUAUUAUCGGAUUCUAAAAGUAACUACGUGUUUAUAUCUACUGCGGUUUACGGAGUUCUACAAUUAGCCGACGAGGAAUCCAAAGUAGAUUUCAUGUUUAAAUACAAACCUAAUGAACCGAAAAUUGAUCACGAAAAAAUUAGCCCUAAAUUACUUGAUAUACAGAGGGCAAUCUGUCGCUACGCGUGUUACUCGCGACCGCCUUUGCCAUUGUCCAACGUCCUGAUGUACUUGAUUGGGGACUACAUUCACUACAGUGUACCAAUGUUCAAUUACUAUUUCGUCAAUUUACCUAAACCGCUUGCAAAUAGAUUCAUAGAGGUGACGUUGAACGCUCCCUUGUCUAUUCAAAAGCACGGAUUGCGCCUCGCUUUUAAAUCUUACAUCGCUGAGGACCUAAAAGCGGUCAUCCUAACGGUUUGGCACAAGACAAAGAAUAUCUCCUUGAGGCUGUUACUUUACAAAAAUCUGUUUGAGAAAAUUUUGAUCGAAGAUGAAGGUUCACAGAACGAGUUGUACGACGCAUUAAAAAUAUUCACAUCACAAGUACACGAAGAUGAUGAUAAAGCAAUCUACGGUCUGCUAGUUUCUCCCAAAUUACCAAAACGCUUCAUCGGGGAUCUACUCGAGACUGCUUGGAUGUCUGUGAGUCAAUUUAAAGAAAAGGGUGGCAACAUAGAUAGCCAAACUCAAGUUCUGCAAGGCAUAAAAUCAAAUAUAUUUUUUAUGAAACGAAAAUUCGUAUUAGAAUACAUUAUUACACCACAUGUGAAUGAAAUGUUAACUGAGAAGAAAAUUCAACCAUCCUACAAGAGUCGUGAGAUAAGCACCAGAGUUAAAACUAAGUGGUCAUUGAUUUCGAAAUACAUUAUCGCUGUGCAAAACGAGGAAGAAGCAAACGAUAGCAUUGCCUUAUUAACAUCUAUUAUAAAGUCAUGUGGUGAGAUGUGGGCAAUGGGUCACGACAAUACGUACUCGAUUCGACUGUUCUUUGCGAACUUUAUAUCCAAUAUGCAAAUGAUCAUCAAAAUUGACAAUUUAAAAUACAUUCAUACUAUAUUCGAAAAACUACUACAGACAGUUGAAGAAGUGUUGCCAUUAGAGGAGAUGUAUCUGACAAUAUGGGAACUCCGAUUGGUGAUAAUUACUACAAAGCUCUGUUCCAAUCCUGGAUACUUCAAGAAUGAAUCGACCAAAAUUGAAUACGGCAAAUUGUGCGAAGAAUUCGCCGAUGAGAUCGGAAACCUUGCUGUGGAUUUAAUUAACAAAGGCCAGUACCAUAGAAGUUUCCAGAUUCAGAUAAACGAAAGGGUAAUAAUUCAGAUGAAACUACUCGCACGUGCUACAAACGAAGACUUGGAACUGAUUAUCAUUGCUGUAUGUAACCGAUUGACGCGCUUCAAGUUUCUAGAAAUAUAUCUCAUGGCACUGAUGUUGCUUCCUACAAACCAUGAACCUGCUGACUAUGAUACAUUCGUGGACACCUUGGAGAAGAUCAAAGAAAUGGAUAAGCCGGAAAUACUAUGUUUUAUGCUGCAGAAAUAUAUCAACGGGGACUUCAAGAGGAGGAGAUAUGUCUAGACUUAAAGACUUUUGGCCUAAAUUUAAAACCUGCAUUCCGUUUCUUACAAUUCGCUUUAUGUGUAUUUGCUUAUCUAACGAGUAUUUUGUCAUUUCCUAAGUUAGCUUUAAAUGUAUGUAAAUGUUUCAAAAACAAUAUCUAAAUGUGCGUGGAUUUACCAAGUAUCUCUAAAUGUACGUAGAUUUCUUUCCUUAAAUGUCCGUCUAUGUCUCUUCUAACUAUCUUUAACAUAAUGUUAGUCCAUAAUCGAAUGUAGUUAAAAUGUAGUGAUCAGUAAAACCUAGUCAUUUUCUUAUAAAAACAAUUAACAUAGCAGUAGAAUUGUAGCUUGGGAAUACGAAAAUCCAUCAAAAGAUAUAAAAAAUAAAAAAAAAUCGCUUAUAAGAAUAAAAAAAAAGUUUUAAUCUUCAUGUCUAGUCUUUCAUAUAUCAGCUUAUUUAGAGGAUAUACAACAGGUAGAGUAAGACUAACUUCUGUUUCACUUUUGUUGAUUUGAGGUUUUUUACAAGGCUUUUUGCCUCGAUACUUCGUCACAGUUAACCUUAACGACUAAUGAUUUAUCACAAAGCUAUAUGAAUUUUACCUUCGUACUUUAAUUGCUGUACCUGAUUUGAACAAAUCGAGACAUAUUUUUUUAUAUUACCAUUUUUGUAUUAAAAUAAUGUUUUUUAUUAUUCUCAUUAAGUUUUUUAUCCUCUAAUUGUAAUUAGAUAUAAGUAUUCUUGAUGUGCCAGUAAUAUUACACUACCUUUUUUUGUUUUUUUUUUUGUAUCGAUGGGGAAAUCUUUGAAAGAUACCCUGUCUUUUGUUUCUUUUUUUUAUAAAAGACAAGGGGGUUUUUAGUGCAUAGCAUUUACUGUUUAAUUUGUUACAAAUUUUCUUAAACAUUUAAAUAAGCAUUGUUAUUGUUUAAAUUUUUAUAUUAAGAUAAUUUCCUAAUUUAUAUGUUAUUUUAUUAUUUUAUACUUUUAUAGUUAUUUAUUCUAACAUAUUCCAUGUAAUCGGUGUUUAGCUAAUAAAGGUGAUCUACCAUAUGG
Papilio polytes (common Mormon) is the source of this 5019-nucleotide messenger RNA. RefSeq lists its product as uncharacterized. NCBI's taxonomy places the organism in Eukaryota, Metazoa, Arthropoda, Insecta, Lepidoptera, Papilionidae. The transcript has 2 exons. The record is from RefSeq and is a predicted model, not a curated record. The coding region runs from base 421 to 3981 and encodes 1186 amino acids.